AUGCUCCUCAUAAUACUUGAAUGGCGAUCUGUGGACUGGAAACAGAUUUCAGCUGCGUUCCUCCGGCUUGGAGUUCCAGACCCUUUCCUAUACUCUGAAAUCGAUAACGGUCCACUCUCAGUUCUGAUGGUACCUCAGUCGACGCCUCUAUAUUUCAGAGAGCUUUCGAAUAACCUUCACUCCAUUGUUGGGUCCAAUCUCGUCGUUUGUCGACUAUACAAACCAUACGGUGAAGCCUGGACCAAUCCGGUUCAGCAGCCGCACUCUUUUCAUAGCCAUUAUCUCGUCAUCAACGCGAUGACGCCCUCGGUUGCAACCGAAACCCAAUUUAACGAUUGGUAUACGAAAGAGCACAUCCAUCUUCUCAGCAAGGUUCCCUCGUGGCUAUCUUCUCGGAGAUUUGCUCUCGUGGAGACGACGGAGGAGAUGGGAGCUCCGCAGUAUCUCGCUCUUCAUGAAUGGGCAGAUCUGGCUGCCUUUGAGAGCAAGGAGUUCCUGUGUGCCACAAAUACGACCUGGAGAACGGAGGUGAUAUCUCAAAUUGUACAGAAGGAACGUUGGGUGAUGGAGUUCAAAGGUUCAUCAGAGCUUGGAGAAGUCCGAGGACAUACAGCGGCGCGGAACAUAUGA
Desarmillaria tabescens is the source of this 630-nucleotide messenger RNA. RefSeq lists its product as uncharacterized. The transcript has 2 exons. NCBI's taxonomy places the organism in Eukaryota, Fungi, Basidiomycota, Agaricomycetes, Agaricales, Physalacriaceae. Bases 1 to 630 code for a protein of 209 amino acids. The record is from RefSeq and is a predicted model, not a curated record.